Molecule: messenger RNA, 1902 nt
Organism: Miscanthus lutarioriparius
Lineage: Eukaryota; Viridiplantae; Streptophyta; Magnoliopsida; Poales; Poaceae
Source: the annotation of a GenBank genome assembly
AUGGCGGAAGCCGUCGUGGGAGUGCUGAUCGGCAAGCUAGGUGCAGCCUUGGCGAAAGAAGCAGCAACCUAUGGAGCAUCCCUGCUUUGCAAGGAAGCUUCAGCCCUCAAGGGUCUUUUUGGCGAGAUCCGCAAAGCUGAGAAGGAAUUUGAGAGCAUGAAGACCUACCUGCGUCAGGCAGAGAAGUUCAAGGAUACUGAUGAGACCACUGGCAUCUUCACCAAGAAUAUCAGCCAAGAUGAAGAAGAGGAUCAAGCAUCUCAAGCAGCCUGGGUAACAGUGUCAAAGAGUUACCAGUUUGAAGACAUGCUAAAGAGAAUUGCUAGAGAGUUUAGCAUCGUAACUGAUGCUACUAACAUGGAAAUUAGAGGUUUAGUUGAGAUCAUCCGGAAACAUCUUGAAGGUAAAAGCCGGUUUGUUCUCACAUCAAGAAAGUUUGAAGUUGCAUCAUUGGCAACUAGCAAUUGCAGAAUUGAGCUGGAACCUCUAGGAGAUAAGCACUCUUGGGAGUUAUUCUGCAAAGCAGCUUUUCGGAAUAGUGAUGACGAAAGGUGUCCGUCAGAGUUACAGGAUUUGGCUGUAAAGUUCUUACAAAAGUGUGAAGGCUUGCCUAUUGCCAUUGCAUGCAUAGGACGUCUAUUGUCUGUCAAACAACCAACAUACUCUGAAUGGGAUAGUGUGUACAUGGAGCUAGAAUUGCAGUCAAAUAAUAAUGUGAUCCAAGGAGUCGAUAGUAUUCUAAAAGUAAGCUUGGAGGACCUUCCGCAUGAACUAAAGAAUUGCUUCUUACAUUGUGCAAUAUUUCCUGAGGAUUAUAAAUUGGGGAGGCGAAGAUUAAUUAGGCACUGGAUUACAUCUGGAUUCAUCAAGGAAAAGGAGAACAACACACUAGAACAAGUGGCAGAGGGAUACUUGAAUGAUCUUGUAAACCGAAGCUUGCUACAAGUCGUGAUGAAGAAUGAAUUCGGACGACUGAGGUGUUGCCGAAUGCAUGAUAUCAUCCGCCAUUUUGCCCUUGACAAAGCUGCAAAAGAAUGCUUUUGUACAGUUUAUGAGGGCCAUGGGACAUUUUCAGUACAUGAAACACGCAGACUGUCAAUAAAUAGCACCAAUAUUGUACCGCUGAAUCAAUCUGGUGUGAUGCAGCUCCGUGCAAUCUAUGUUUUUACAAGUUUUGUUGAUAUCGAUUUGUUGAGGCCUAUCCUUGCGUCCUCAACAUUGUUGUCAACAUUGGAUCUUCAAGGUACUAAAAUCAAGAUGCUCCCUAAUGAGGUCUUCAGCUUGUUUAAUCUGCGUUUCUUGGGUCUCCGUUAUACGGGAAUUGAGACUCUACCAGAGGCUGUUGGAAGAUUGCAAAACUUAGAAAGGCAGCUGGAAAAGAAACGGAUGCCUGAGCUUCUCUCCUCCUGGUUGCACCUUAACUAUCUCACUUGUUUAUCUCUGGCGUUCUCUAAACUUGAUGAGAACUCAUUUCCUAACCUCAUGGUGUUGCGUAAUUUAUGCUCACUUAAUCUUAAUAAGGCUUACGAGGGAAAGACAUUAUGCUUCUCCGUACAGUCAUUUCCUAGACUGAGAGAACUAUAUAUAUGGGAUGCUCCGCAACUCAGCCAGGUAGAAAUAGAAGAAGAUGCACUGGGAUGUCUGGUUAAGCUAUGGUUUGCAGGGUGCCCAGAACUGAAGCGCCUCCCUCGUGGCAUUGAGUACCUUACCACGCUCGAUGAAUUAUAUUUGGAAGAUGCUGCUGAUGAGCUUAUAAAGAUCAUUAGGCAGGAAGGUGAAGCAAAUGAAUGCAAGGAAGAGCUAAUGAAGAUUAGCCACAUUAGAAUGGUUGAUUUUAAAUCAACUGAGAAAAACUUUUGGCAAAGAAUUGUAAAUAGAGAAGGGAAUGCAUUCGCUGGCUGA